AUGGAUUUUUUUGAAAAUGUUUUAAUAAUUUUUACUAUUCCUGCUGAAUAUACUGAACAAUCUAAAGGGAUAUUGAGAAAGUGCAUUCAUGAUGCAGGACUAACCGAAGCAGCUGCCAUACAUUGCUUAAGUGUAUUGGACGAGCAUUUCCUUACAGAUGAUGGCACUUCUUUUCUAAUCGUCGAUUGUGGUGGUGGUACUGUAGAUCUUACAACAAGAAAAUUGUUGCCAAACAAACGAUUAGGCGAGGUUACUGAACGUACAGGUGAUUACUGUGGUAGCACAUUCGUUGAUGAUGAAUUUAUCAAAUUUAUGAAACUUAAAGUCGGCGAAUCUGCAAUGAAUUCUUUGGAGACACAUCGAUAUGGCCAAUUCCAAUACAUGGUACAGGAAUUUUGUCGACGUGUCAAAUUACCAUUUACUGGUAAUAAGGAAGAUUUCAAAAUUUUCGACCUUGAUAUAGAAGAAUUAUGCCCAAUGUUGAAGCAAUACGUAACUGGUGCUGAAAGAGAAAGAUUAGAAAAAGAUGAAUGGAUAAUUGAACUAAAAUUUGAAGAUGUUAAGGCGAUGUUUAAUCCUGUCAUUCAAAAAAUUAUUCGCUUAAUUUCUGGACAACUUAGUACUGGAGGUGUGUGUACAAUAAUGUUUUUGGUUGGUGGAUUUAGUGAGUCAAAAUAUCUUCAAUCAAGGAUCAAGAAAACAUUCAAUUACAUUAGGACUAUUGCAGUGCCUAAACAACCUCAAGCUGCUAUAGUUCGUGGUGCUUUGGAAUAUGGACUCAAAAUGGAUGUAAUAGAAACUCGUGUUCUAAAGUACACUUAUGGCAUAGAAACCGAAAAUGUAUUCAAUGAAACCACAGAUCCUGAACAUCUAAGUAUUGAUGGUCGUUAUAUCUUCAAAUUCUAUCGAUUAGUAGAAAAAGGUCGAGAAGUUGGUGUUGAUGAAACGUUUGGUGCUAUAUUUCGACCAUUAGAACAUACGACUCACUUACGAUUUUCUUUAUAUACUUCAACCAAUUUAAAUGAAGUUUAUUGCGAAGGUUUGGAAAAGUUGGGAGAACUCAUUGUCGAUAUGCCAGACACUCACUUAGGAAAAGAAAGACCGGUAGAGUUUAAAUUAAUAUUUGGGCAAAUGGAAAUUACAGCCACCGCUAGAAAUCAACUAACUGGUCAGGAAUAUAAAGCUAAUUUUAGAUUAGAGUUCUAA
Racocetra fulgida is the source of this 1206-nucleotide messenger RNA. Lineage: Eukaryota; Fungi; Glomeromycota; Glomeromycetes; Diversisporales; Gigasporaceae. The record is from the annotation of a GenBank genome assembly.